Oncorhynchus masou masou (cherry salmon) is the source of this 2949-nucleotide messenger RNA. RefSeq lists its product as uncharacterized. Bases 40 to 2481 code for a protein of 813 amino acids. The record is from RefSeq and is a predicted model, not a curated record. The transcript has 11 exons. Gene Ontology annotation, cellular component: extracellular region. Gene Ontology annotation, biological process: proteolysis. NCBI's taxonomy places the organism in Eukaryota, Metazoa, Chordata, Actinopteri, Salmoniformes, Salmonidae. Gene Ontology annotation, molecular function: protein binding.
CAAACUCUGGGGAGGGAAGAGGACAGCUAACUGGUGGCCAUGAUACAGCCAGUACUUCUACUCCUGCUACUGGCAGCCAUGUCCUCACCAGUGUUUGGGACUGAGAUAUCAGUACUAGAGGGAACCUCUGUUACCCUUGUCUGCACAUAUCUAGGAGUUAAAAAGCUUUCGACAUGCUGGGGCAGAACUUGUGGAACUUUUCAGUGUACUGAUCCCAUAAUGGAAGAUAAAUCCAAAUAUAAAAUUAACGCUGAAGUUGGAACAGUGAAUCUCACAAUUUUGAAGCUACAGCCAACAGACCGUGGGAGCUACUGCUGCAGAGUCGAUGUCCCUGGAUGGUUCAAUGAUCUUAAACAAUUCUACAGCCUGAAGGUAGUCAAAGGUUGUGUGAGGGACCUACUGGACGAAGUCCAUUUUCUAGAGAACAAUAUUGCGAAUCAGCCAUUUACAACCGAAAAUGCAAGUAAGUGCAGGCAGGAAUGCACCAAAAAUGACACAUGCAAGUACUUCACAUUUGUUGAUGAAAACGCAGGAUUAAAAGUCCACAGAAACAAAUGUUUCCUGAAGGCCUCAACUGGUCAUACGCCUGAAAUUACAAUACAGCACCUCCAACAUGCAACCUCAGGCUACUCUCUGAGAAACUGCAGUGGGAAAGUCACCUACUCAGUCAAGAAGUACAGCCUCGUCCCUGAGAAGAAAAACUGGACCGAAGCACAAGAAUACUGUAGACAACACUACACAAACCUGUCCAUCAUACACACAGAAGAGGAUUGGAAGGCAAUUCAAUUCUCUUUGGGUGAUUUCAGUGGUGAUGUGUGGAUUGGGCUCCAUAGGUCUGGUCCAACUGAAAAGUGGAAGUGGUCUGAUGGAGAGGACUUCAUGUUCUUUAACUGGGAAAACAGUUUUGGUCUCAACCCUGAGUGUUACGACUGUGUCUCGUCUAUUUCAUCUCAUUGGCAACCAGUGGAUUGUGCAGCUCAAAGACAGUAUAUGUGUCAACGAGUUUGGCAUGGUAAUGGAACAACAGAGAAGGUGUAUGAGCUGAUGCAGGAGCCAAAGACGCAACAGGAUGCUGUGACAGACUGCAGGAAAAUAAACGGCAGAGAACUGGCGAGCAUCUGUAACCAGAAAGAACAGGAAGCCGUUGAUGAGGUGUCUACAGGGAAAACCUGGAUUGGACUUCAGCAGAAGAACAAACUAUGGAAUUGGUCAAAUGGAGAACCAUUUCAGCAAUGGGAACAUACCAUGGGAGGUGGAAACUGUGUACAGCUGAACUCAGACAGAAAAUGGACACCAAAAGAUUGCUCUCGUCAAAGUAUUUUCCUUUGCUAUGGAGAUGAACACCCAGUUAACACCACAGGGGAUUUGACCAUUCCUGUUACCCCUGAAAUCACCAGCCCUAUUUCCACCACAACACCUACCACUUUACUGCCUACUGCUACUAAUGGACAGUCCACCACCUCACCACCUACCACGACUAAUGGACAGUCCACCACCUCACCACCUACCACGACUAAUGGACAGUCCACCACCUCAACCUACCACUCCACCACCUCACCACCUACCACGACUAAUGGACAGUCCACCACCUCACCAACUACCACAACUAAUGGACAGUCCACCACCUCACCACCUACCACGACUAAUGGACAGUCCACCACCCACCACCUACCACGACUAAUGGACAACUUCUCCACCACCUCACCCAUCACAACUAAUGGACAGUCCACCACCUCACCACCUACCAGACUAAUGGACAGUCCACCACCUCACCACCUACCACGACUAAUGGACAGUCCACCAAUCUGCACCACUAAUGGACAGUCCACCACCUCACCACCUACCACAACUAAUGGACAGUCCACCACCUCACCACCUACCACGACUAAUGGACAGUCCACCACCUCACCAACUACCACUACUAAUGGAGAGUCGACAACACCACCAACAUCAACUUCCAGUGGACAACUGACCUCAUCGUGUCCCACCUCCCCAGACUGGAAUCCUACAUCCUCACGCAGUAGUGCAACUUCUCCACUCUAUCCUGAUUACCUGCACUACAUCAACGAGUCCAAGAGCUGGAUCAAUGCCCUGGAGUUCUGUAAAAGUCGUGGCUCCAAGUCCAACCUGGUGCACAUCACCAACCAGACUGUACAGGCUGACGUGACCCAGCUCCUGGCCAAUGUGGAGCUGCCAUGUGGGGGGGUGUGGAUUGGUCUGGAGCGGUCCAUCUUUGAGUGGAGCGCCCCCUGGCUGUGGACCAGUGGUGAUGUUGAUAAAGUGGUGAAGUACAGAGAGUGGCACAGCUGCUUCCCCCUCAACCCCAUGAAUUACCACUGUGGUAAGAUGGUCCGGGUUGACAACGGAGAACUGAAGUGGCUGGAUGCUUCCUGUCAUCAGGAAUUACCCUUCAUCUGUCAAGAUCUCCACCAGGGGGCUCACCAUGGCAGCCUGGACAGUCUGCAGACAGACAAUAUGUAACAGCAUAGUUGAUCUAAUCUACCAGAGACUACCACACUCAAGGUCUGGAAGGAACCUGCAUUUAUAUUGUUACACUACUAUUACUAUUAUUCAUAUUAUUACUGUUAUUAUUAUUUAUAUUACUAUUAUUACAACUUUUUAUUACUUUUAUAUAUAAUUUUCACUAUUACAUUAUAUUACUUAAUGAUACUGUAUGUUCAUUCAUAACCAUUGCUAUUUGACUGUUAUUAACUGUACUAACUUGAUUGUUUAAAAAUAGAGUUGAUAAAAAGUAAAGAAGAUUAUUAAAAUGAAAAUGUAGUAUUUCACUUUUGUGUGAUCACUGUAGCCUACUGUAGAAGAUGGCUAGUUAGCCUAAUGGUUAGAGCGUUGGAUUGGGGCUGAUUGGGUAACUGUUCUGUUGUUCUGCCCCUGAACAAGGCAGUUAACCCACUGUUUCUAGGCCGUCAUUGAAAAUAAGAAUAUGUU